Molecule: messenger RNA, 1187 nt
Organism: Sinocyclocheilus anshuiensis
Lineage: Eukaryota; Metazoa; Chordata; Actinopteri; Cypriniformes; Cyprinidae
Gene: cybrd1
Product: cytochrome b reductase 1
Exons: 4
Coding region: 60-1070 (336 amino acids)
Cellular component (GO): lysosomal membrane
Molecular function (GO): oxidoreductase activity
Source: RefSeq, a predicted model, not a curated record
UUUUGGGCAUGGAUAAGGUCCAAACCUAGUUUGCUUCCUACCUAGACUGCAUUUUGGGUAUGACAGGCAUCAUCCGAAGCUGCAUUUUGACUCCCAGCAAUGCUGCCCCGAUAGGCAGCUUACUAGGGUUUAAGACAGCACCUCUUGUUUGGGCGAGAAAGUGCAAAAGGGACCCAACCCCCCGUCCGACGUGUCUUGUGUCGUUGCCCUGCUGUAGUCGCAUGAGUUUACUGCAGACUGCGACGAUGGAGAACUACAAGCAGUUUCUCGUUGUCUUCACUCUGGCUCUGGCGCUCGGGUUUGUGGCGAUCGCGUUCGCUUUAACGUGGGUUUUACACUUCAGAGAGGGGCUCGCCUGGGACGGAGGAGCGGCUGAGUUUAACUGGCACCCGUUGUUGAUGGUGAUCGGCUUUAUUUUUCUUCAGGGAGUCGCAAUUGUAGUGUACAGGCUGCCAUGGACCUGGAGGUGCAGCAAGCAGAUGAUGAAGCUUAUCCACGCAGGGCUGAACGUUCUCGCCUUCAUCUUGGCUGUCAUUUCUGUGGUGGCUGUGUUUGAUUUCCACAAUGCAAAGAACAUUCCCAAUAUGUACAGCCUGCACAGCUGGAUUGGCCUGGCUACUGUCAUACUCUACCCAGCACAGAUAGUUAUGGGCAUUGCCGUCUAUCUGAUACCUGCAACUCCAGUGUACGUGCGUGCUGCUCUUAUGCCUGUACACAUCUACAGCGGCCUGUUCAUCUUCACCAGUGUUAUAGCCACAGCUCUCAUGGGCAUCACAGAGAAACUCAUAUUUGGCCUGAAGAGCCCUGCUUAUAAAGAAUCUCCACCGGAAGCUGUUUUGGUAAAUGUUCUUGGGCUGCUCAUUGCUGCAUUUGGUGGUCUUGUUCUCUGGAUUGCUACUCGCCCCUCUUGGAAGAGGCCGAGAGAAGAAAUCACACAAGGCGUGAGCAAUAACAGCUCAAGCCCAGAGGGCAUCAAAGUGGGCACUGCCAUGACCUCAAGAACCGAGCAGGAAUCCAGCCUCGAGACACGCAGACGCAACGGAAAAGCAGAAGAGUCUAGAAGAGUCUAAACAAAGAGUUUUGAAACAAGUUUGUGGAUUUUAGUUCAUUUAAUCUCAAAGAAAACAGAAGUGUCAUUCCAAACAUUUUUUAUUUUUAUUUUAAAAGUUAUUCAGAAAAAAAUUCUA